Molecule: messenger RNA, 1653 nt
Organism: Perkinsus marinus ATCC 50983
Lineage: Eukaryota; Perkinsozoa; Perkinsida; Perkinsidae
Product: n-arginine dibasic convertase, putative
Exons: 16
Coding region: 1-1653 (550 amino acids)
Molecular function (GO): metal ion binding
Source: RefSeq, a predicted model, not a curated record
AUGGAGAAGCAGCUGCGGUCAUCGUUCUCGGAAGUCCGGGCGGCUCCUUCUGAGGCGGACCCAAUAGCGACAGAGGUUCCUGAGGAUAUCACGUUGGAGAAGAAGGGCUUUCCUCUAGCUGUUGAGGCUAUGCCCUACCUUAUUAGAGUCAGGCCAAUCAAAGAUAUUCAUCGACUGCAGCUACAGUGGCAGUUGCCACCACAAAAUGGGAUGUACCGCACAAAGCCAGCUAACACGUUGGGGCAUCUCAUAGGGCAUGAGGGUUCCGGUUCACUGUUAUCCUUCCUGAGAUCGAAAGGGCUUGCAACAGACCUGUCAGCUGGGGUGUCUGAGGAAGGUUACGGUAGCAACUCUAUCUGCAGUAUAUUCGACAUCUGCGUGACGCUUUCUACCAAGGGGUUAGCUUUGUGGAAGGAAGUUGCUGUACAUGUUAUGGAGUAUUUGGAUAUGCUGAGGAGGUUGGGUUCGAUUCCUGAUUGGGUAUAUGAGGAAAUCAGACAGGUUAGCAAUAUGCAGUAUCGAUUUAUGGAAGAGAGGGAUCCCUCCACUACUGCAGAUGAUCUGUCGACCUCAAUGCUACCAUCUGCCAAGAUUGCUUACGAGAACCUCCUGAAUAGCUCGUAUUAUUUGGAGCCUGAGUUCAAGCCGGCUGAGGUGAAUGAGCUGCUGAACGAGUAUAUCAUCUCCGACAGAAUGUUGCUAGUGCUCACCAGCAGUGUGUUCGGACGGAGUAAGGGCACUGAGGAAGAAGGGGAAGACGACAUUGAGGCAGACGACGAGGGUGAUGACGAGGGUGAUGACGAUGAUAGUGAUGAUGAUGAGGAUAUGGAAGAGGAUGAGGAGGAGGAGGAAGCAGCUGGGGAUACACCUGAGGAAAUGCUCGAGAAGAUGACUAAUGAGAUGGGACUCAAUAUCGAGGGUCUCUUACCAGAAGGCGGCGCUCCGGAAGCUGAGCCGUGGUUUGGUGUGGAACACUGGCGAACAGCACUUGAUGAUGACUUCAAGGGCCGCCUGGCUGCUCCUAACGUCAACGACGAGCUCGCUCUUCCCAAGAGGAACGCUUACAUCGCUACGGACUUUACCGUCUACGACUCCUCUACGAGCUGUUCUGACCUCCCUGGAGAUGUGUUCCCCAAGAAUGAGGAGAAAGCAGAGGGUGUCACAGGCGUGUCACCUUUCGAUGGCUUCCCGAUUGUGCCGACUGAUCGCCAAGCCCCUAAAAUGAUGGUUGUCGGUGUAGACCAGUUCUUCUACCUGCCGAAAACACUCGUGGCAGCGACGCCUCGGUGUGAUAUACGUAUCCGCCUGGCUACCCCACUGUUUGUUAACGAUAUUACUAUGUUUGUGCGGCAACGGCUGUGGGUUGAACUUGCUAAGGAGGCGUUGAUCGAAGAGACCUACUUGGCGGAGAUGGCUGGCUUGGCGACUGAGCUCACUUUUGCUGCACAAGGCCUUGAACUUCGUGUUUAUGGUUUUAAGGAUUCUCUGGCAGCUCUGAUGAGAAACGUAUUGGAGGUCAUUCUUAACUUGAAAAAAGCUGAGGGUCUACUGGAGGGACGUUUUGGGGCUAUCAAGGAGGCUCUGGAACGACGGUUCUUCAAUGAGGACAUGCGUCCUAUUCCCUGCGCCUCCGCCAUUCAGCAGAUCAAGUAG